CAGCCAUAUCAACUCAAUAUCCUGCACACCACACCAUCCUCAUUCGUUCCUCACCAAUGGAGAAUUUUAAGCAAUCCAGUUUUCUCUUCUUUCUUCUUAUCCUUCCUUUACUGGUUUUAGCUACAGAGGAGAAACAGGUAUAUAUAGUCUACUUUGGAGAGCAUAGUGGAGAGAAAACAAGACAAGAAAUAGAAGACAACCAUCAUUCAUAUCUUUCCUCUGUGAAGGAAACAGAGGAAGAUGCAAAAUCUUCUCUUCUUUACAGUUACAAACACAGCAUUAAUGGCUUCGCAGCCUUUCUUACCCCACAAGAGGCUUCGAAGCUUUCAGAAAGGGAUGAAGUGGUGUCCGUGUUCCGGAGCCAUCCGGAAAAGUAUUCGAUGCACACGACGAGAUCGUGGGAAUUUUCGGGCUUACAAGAGUCGAAGAAAGUGAACGAAUUAGACAAGGAUGAUUACAUGUUAUUGAAAUCCAGAUACGGCAAGAAUGUUAUUAUCGGCAUGUUGGACAGUGGUGUGUGGCCCGAGUCUCAAAGCUUCAACGAUAAAGACAUGGGUCACGUACCGAAAUCUUGGAAAGGGACUUGCCAAGCUGGCGAUGCUUUCCACUUGUCACAUUGUAAUAGAAAAAUCAUCGGCGCCCGAUACUACAUCAAGGGCUACGAAGCCUUCUACGGCCCCCUCAACCGGACCCUCGACUACCUCUCCCCCCGCGACAGGGACGGCCACGGGACCCACACCGCCUCCACGGCCGCCGGCCGCAGGGCCGAUGGCGUCUCGGCCCUGGGAGGCUUCGCGUCCGGGACGGCCUCCGGCGGGGCCCCCCUUGCCCGCCUCGCCAUCUACAAGGUGUGCUGGGCAAUCCCGGGCAAGGGCAAGGAGGACGGCAACACGUGCUUCGAGGAGGACAUGCUCGCGGCCAUGGACGAUGCCAUCGCAGACGGGGUCCACGUCAUGAGCAUAUCCAUCGGGACCUCAGAACCCAUGCCCUUCGACAAGGACGGAAUUGCCAUCGGGGCACUGCACGCCGCCCGAGAAGGCAUCGUGGUGGUGUGCAGCGCCGGGAACCAGGGGCCCGCGCGGGCCNUCGUCUCGCAGGGUCAGACGGUGACGCCGUAUAAGAUGGAAAACAAGCUCUACCCAUUGGUUUUCGCGGGUCACGUAACCAACCCCAAUGUAUCUCAAGACUUACUCGGGCAAUGCUUGCCAGGAUCCCUUUCUCCGAAAAAGGCAAAGGGAAAAAUUGUAAUGUGUUUGAGAGGAAACGGGACGAGAGUUGGCAAAGGCAUGGAAGUCAAAAGAGCCGGUGGCAUUGGUUUCAUCUUAGGAAACAGCAAAGCCAACGGAAAUGAAUUAGCAGCCGACGCCCAUAUUCUUCCCGCAACUGCCGUUAACUACAAGAACGCUCUCAACAUUCUUAAAUACAUAGACUCGACAAAACAACCAAAGGCACAUAUCGUGCCAGCUAAGACUAUCUUGGACACUAAACCCGCACCUUUCAUGGCCGCUUUCUCCAGCAGAGGCCCCAGCACACUUUCACCCGAUAUUCUAAAGCCGGAUAUUACAGCCCCAGGGCUCAACAUAUUAGCAGCCUGGAGUGAAGCUUCUUCUCCAACAAAACUAGCAAGCGAUAAUCGAGUCGUCAAGUACAAUAUACUGUCUGGCACAUCAAUGUCAUGUCCACAUAUAAGUGGCGCAUCAGCUCUUCUCAAAGAAUUACACCCCGACUGGAGUGGCGCCGCCAUAAGAUCCGCUCUCAUGACCACCGCGGGAUUGCUUAAUAACGUCGGGAGUCCAAUUACCGACGCAUCCGGAAACUCGGCCGACCCAUUCCAAUUCGGGUCGGGUCAUUUCCGACCGACAAAAGCAGCCGACCCAGGGCUCGUGUACGACUCAUCCUACAACGACUAUCUUCUCUUUCUAUGCAGUGUCGGGGUAAAAAGCCUUGCCUCCUCCUCCUUCAAGUGCCCUGAAGAAUUACCGCCACCGGUAAAUCUGAAUUACCCGUCCCUGGCCGUGCCAAUGUUGAACGGCACAGUAACUGUCGCUAGAACCGUGACAAAUGUGGGCAAUGGGAAGAGCGUGUACUUCGCCAGCGUAAUACCUCCACUCGGGGUAUCCGUAAAAAUAUGGCCACCUGUAUUGAACUUUAACCACAAGGGUGAAAAGAGGAGUUUUACCAUCACAUUGAAAACAGAGGUGGAGUACACGGGGUGGAUUGAGAAGGGCGCGUAUUUGUUCGGAUCGUACGCAUGGUCGGACGGUGUUCAUUUUGUCCGGAGUCCGAUGGCUGUUUCGAUUGCUUAAGUUUAUUUAUGGUUCAAUGAGCAGCAUAUGAAGGUUGAUAUUGGGGGAUCAAAUAGAUUUACAUAGGCUUUUAAGUGAUUUACAGAGUUCUUGAUUAAAAAAAAAAAAAAUUAGGAUGGUGCAUAUAAUACAACUGAAGUCAUCACAAUUUAACUCUGUAUUGCAAGCAAUGUAAGUUACAGAAGCAACACAGUCUGUGUUGUCAAAAUCAUAUAGCACAAAUAUAUCAUCAAAUAAAUAAAAGCAGGAAGUUGAUCAUGAUAA
Striga asiatica is the source of this 2570-nucleotide messenger RNA. The record is from the annotation of a GenBank genome assembly. Lineage: Eukaryota; Viridiplantae; Streptophyta; Magnoliopsida; Lamiales; Orobanchaceae.